Molecule: messenger RNA, 5500 nt
Organism: Clarias gariepinus (North African catfish)
Lineage: Eukaryota; Metazoa; Chordata; Actinopteri; Siluriformes; Clariidae
Gene: ehbp1
Product: EH domain binding protein 1
Exons: 25
Coding region: 905-4435 (1176 amino acids)
Molecular function (GO): protein binding
Source: RefSeq, a predicted model, not a curated record
UAGCUGCACUUAAAGCUAGCGUACUACUGAGCACGCUAGUGCGCUCCCGGCUGUAGGAGCUCAGUGUAAGUGGGAUUGGUUGGAAAAUGACGGUGGCUUGAUUGUCGGAGUUUGUUUUUAAUGCGAGAGGGAAUGCUGGAAUUCCUUCUCAUUCUGCCGGUGAAAGUUCUUCUUUAUUUUCGCUCCGUGUACUAAUCUGACAAACGCGUUGCUGGUUUUAACCGACAUUUCCAGAACAUUCCUUCAGGAUGAUGUUAGCGCGCGAGCUACCUGGCUAGCUGUACUUAUAUUAGCUCGAUGCUAGGACCGAACUAACGGGCUCGAGCGCUGUAGGGCAGUUAGCCUGACUGGGGCAGUUAGCACGACUGGAUUAGCUCCUGGUAUAUGCCCUGGUGUAGUAGCUGGGGUCCUAGGCGACGUGUUAGGAAUUCGUUUGGCUUAUUUUCAGCAGGGCUAACCAGGCUAGCAGGCUGUCUCCGUGUACCCGGUGUUAGGUGUUUGGAGAGAUAACGUUUAUAACGUUAAGUUUGCUAGCAUUUUAGCUCCAAAUCACUGGCUGCUGAUUUUUUUUUAACAGGUUUUUUGAGUCUUCGUUGAUAAUGGAGUGUGUUACGCCUAAUUACGAUUAGGACAGCCUGCUCUGCAGUAUGUGGUUUACCGGAGCCAGCAUAUCCCUCUGUCCGUGUAGUUUAUGUAUCUCUUCAUCACACCGCCGUCUUUCAUCCUUCCGUUCUGGCUUGAUGGCAGUUUGUGGAUUUACACGUCGACGAUGAACGUCCAUGUGGCGCACGCUUCUUUAACCGGAUGCUUCUGAAUUACAGCUGAAAAGUACCUCUUCGACGAGAAGCAGCAUCAGGAUCGGACCUCGUUCGUACUUCAAUUAUAAGUCCCGCAGGUUUUAGUCAUGGCUUCAGUGUGGAAAAGACUGCAGCGUGUGGGAAAGCACGCAUCCAAAUUCCAGUUUGUGGCCUCUUAUCAGGAGCUCAUGGUGGAAUGUACAAAGAAAUGGCAACCAGACAAACUUGUGGUGGUGUGGACUCGCAGAAGUCGUCGGAAAUCCUCUAAGUCUCAUAGUUGGCAACCGGGAAUCAAAAACCCGUACAGAGGAGUGGUGGUGUGGCCUGUUCCUGAGAAUGUGGAGAUCACAGUUACUUUGUUUAAGGACCCUCAUGCAGAGGAGUUUGAAGAUAAAGACUGGACCUUCGUUAUAGAGAAUGAGUCUCCGUCAGGUCGAAGGAAAGCCCUGGCCACCAGCAGCAUCAACAUGAAGCAGUACGCGAGCCCCAUGCCCACGCAGACCGACGUCAAGCUCAAGUUCAAGCCUCUCUCCAAGAAGGUUGUGGCGGCCACGCUGCAGUUCUCACUCUCCUGCAUCUUUCUGCGAGAGGGCAAAGCCACAGAUGAAGACAUGCAGAGUCUGGCUAGUCUGAUGAGCAUGAAGCAGGCCGACAUCGGCAACCUGGACGACUUUGAGGAGGAGAACGAGGAGGAUGAGGAGAACCGGGUCAACCAGGAGGAGAAGGCUGCCAAAAUCACAGAGUUGAUCAAUAAGCUGAACUUUAUGGAGGAUGAUGAUCAGGACCAAACCUUCACCAGCUCCAACCCUUUCGAAGAGCGCGACGACCCCGAGGACCUCAACCCGUUCGGUGACCCUGAUGAGGAGGAAUCAGUCCCAGUACCCCCCCUGGAGUCCACGUUAAAAGACGACGACUCCACAAAUCCACUGAAUCCUUUCGACGAGCCGGAACCGGAGCCAGGUCCAGAGCAACCCGAGUACAAGAACCCGUUUGAUGAACCGGAGCCAGAGAUCUUACCCCCAAAAGGCAGCACCAGAAAGAUCCCACGUCCUGUGGACAUGAGCAAAUACCUGUACGCAGACAGCAGCAAGACGGAAGAGGGCGAGGAGCUGGACGAAUCAAACCCGUUCUACGAGCCCAACUCGGGCAUUCCGGAUCAAUCCAUCACAGAAAGCACGUUUGCAGGGAAGAACACCAAACGUCGUGCUCCUCUGCCUCCUCCUGCCCCUUCAGUAGUGACCCCCGCCUGCCCUGCACCGCCCUGUGACCCCAAACCAGCUGUGCCUGACAAGGUGCCCUUUACGUGCCCUGCAUUAGGGCUGAGAGAGCUGGCCUCUUCCUCACCAAAGGCCAGCCCGGUGCCCAGUCCCAUUCUGGGAGGGAGGCCGAACGCCAGUCAGUCGCUGCUGGUUUGGUGCCGCGAGGUGACCAAGAACUACCGUGGAGUCAAGAUCACCAACUUCACCACGUCCUGGAGGAACGGCCUCGCCUUCUGCGCCCUGCUCCACCACUUCAGACCAGAUCUCAUUGACUACAAGACCCUGAAUCCUCAAGACAUUAAAGAAAACAACAAAAAGGCCUACGACGGCUUUGCCAGCCUGGGCAUCUCUCGGCUGCUGGAGCCGGCCGACAUGGUUCUUCUGGCGAUCCCAGACAAGCUGACGGUGAUGACGUACCUGUACCAGAUCCGCGCUCACUUCAGCGGCCAGGAGCUGAGCGUGUUGCAGAUCGAGGCCCAGGCCGGCCGCAGCACCUACAAGGUGGGCGAUUUCCACACCGACACGGAGAGCUCCGUGGCUCACGAUACCUUCUACGCCGAGCUUCACAACCAGACACAAAAACCCCAGCCCGAUGAGGAAGGGGAGGAGCCAGAAGACACCGGGUUAUCAGAAACACCUCCCUGUCCGUCCUCAGCGGCGAUCAAAACGAACCUCGAUUCUUCCAGAGCCGACACGUCGCCAGAGGUGAAAGAGGACGUGAUCGAUGCAGGGAGAGAAAGGGAGAAGGAAAAAGAGAGGGUGCCUUCAGAGGGAGGAGCGCAACCCCAGGCCCCUGUUUCACACGCGCACACAGUCGGCUUCAGCUACAACCGAGACGCAGACGUGAACAAGAAGAGGAGUGUUAACCAGAACGAAGUAGAGAUCACGACAAAACAGAGCAGCUCGUUACAGACCAACCAUACGGACGUGCCCAACAAACACACCCAGGAUGCUGCGCCUCUUCCUGCGUCCACCAGCAACGAAAAGAAAGUGCAGUCUCGUCAGGAGGAGCUGAAGGAGAGAGCUCGCCUCCUGCUGGAGCAGGCUCGCAGAGAUGCCGCCCUGAAAGCCAGGAACAAAACCGUCCCAAGCACCACCUCGCCUACACACACACGCCCACCACAGGUCAUAGACGAGCGUGACGAGGAGAGGCGCAGGCAGCUGAGGGAGCGAGCGAGGCAGCUGAUAGCAGAGGCUCGAUCAGGAGUGAAGAUGGCAGAGUUUCCUCUGCACUCAGACACCUCCGCUGCUACAGGAGAGUUCAAAGGAAGGUCAAAGGCAGCUGGAGACAUGGUGAGUAGUGUGUAUGUUGAUGGUGAGGAAGAGAAGGCUGAAGAAGAGCAAGUAGCGCCAUCACCUGAUGAUGAUGAUGAUGAUGAUGAUGUCAUUGUUUGUGAUAAUGAAGAGGAGCCCGUGGCCUCUUGUCUGCUGGAGGAUGACUUUACUAACUCAGCUACUGACCUGGCUUCUCUGGGCGUGAUGAACAGCAGACACGUGGACCUGAAACUAAGGAAGCUGACAGAGGUUCGGCCUCAAGCCGGAAGCUCACCUUCAUCGUCCUCGUCUUCCUCAUCCCUUACAGCCUCCAGCACGUCUCCACUCAGCCCGGGAGAUGAGGCCCAUUUGGGGUUGCAGAAUAACAGCGAGGAGCUGAAGGCCGAGCGUCUGCGCAGGGCGACGGAGCGUCUCCGCAGCCCCGUCAUCUUCAGCAAGGAAUCGGCCGUGCGCAAGACGCAGCUCAAAUCUUUCAGCCAAUACGUGGAGGGCAGGCCAGAUGUAAAGAGGCAGAGGUCGGUGCCUGAGGACCUGAAGUGUGCAGGUGUGGACAGGAGCAGUUCCUUAGAAGUGGAAAACCGAAAGCCAGCAGAAGAAGAGAAGGCGUUCAGAGACACGAGCCAGUACGUGGUGGGCGAGCUGGUGGCUCUGGAGAGCGAGCAGAGGCAGAUCGACACGCGCGCCUCGUGUGUGGAGAAGCGCCUGCGCUAUCUCAUGGACACAGGGAAGAAUAAGGAGGAGGAGGAGGCCAUGAUGCAGGAGUGGUUCAUGCUGGUGAAUAAGAAGAACGCUCUGAUCCGUCGCCAGAACCAGCUCUCUCUGCUGGAGAGGGAGCAUGAUCUGGAGAGACGCUUCGAGCUGUUGAACCGGGAGUUAAGAGCAAUGCUGGCGAUUGAAGACUGGCAGAAGACUGAGGCCCAGAAACAUCGGGAGCAGCUGCUUCUAGACGAGCUGGUUAUCCUGGUCAACAAACGCGACGCCCUGGUCCGGGAUCUCGACGCACAGGAAAAAGAGGCAGAGGAGGAGGAUGAGCACCUGGAGCGGACUCUGGAACAGAACAAAGGAAAGAUGGCUAAGAAGGAAGAAAAGUGUGUUCUUCAGUGAUUCCAAACCAAGACUAAAACUUACUAAAGUGUUUACUACAAUUUUGAGAAAUGUAUUAAUAUUAAUGCUAUUGUAAUGAGCAUUACAUACUGUACUUAUGUUUAUUUUGGCUUUAGAAGAAACUUUGGUCAGCAUUCGCAGACCAGGGCUGGUGUGUGUUAAUUCACUAAUGCCUUUGGUUCUCUUUAUACAGAGAGAUUACAUUUCAUCAACACUAAUGGAUUGUUCUCUGUUUUGUUUUAGUGUGUGCUAAAAAGGUACUUUUAUGUGAUAAAAACACACUUUUCUGAACUGAAUAACCAUGUCAAAGAGCGAACUCAAUGAUGAUUCACUGACUUUCACUGUUUGUUAUUUCAGACAGAUGCGUAGCUUCAAUCUUAUGAAUGUUUGUUCAUUUCCCAGUGGAGGUUAGGACUGAACGUAUUGAGGUACAACACAACAUUGUUUUAUAGGGAAUGUUUUUUCCCCAUUUUAGCAUUUCAAAAAAAAACUGCAUUUUAUCUAAAAACUCUAAACAGUUUCAUCAUAUCUUCUUUUAAUUCAAGCAGCGUUAUUGCUUAAUGUAUAACUUUUAAUUCAACUACUUUUUAAAUGUAUAUAUGUUGUGUUUAAGGAGGGUGUUGCUUUUAAAAAAAAAAAAGAAUGAAAGAAAAAAAAACACAAUUGUGUUUUUGUUUUUACAAUUUUUUUUUGUUUUGUUUUACCAAAUAUUUUGGGAUGUUCCAUAGCAGGAAUAUUAGAGUACUUAUAAGUACUUGUAUUUAGACUGAAUUGUUAAGAUGUACAUUUCAUUUCACUGUUUGAGAGGGAAAAAAAGUGUGUGUGGAAUCCUGUUUCCAGAUCAGAAUUAAUUUAUUGUUGUUUGUCCUUUGAGAGAGACAACUAACCAUCUACACGACCUUGUGCAUUAACUCAAGGACUUUGUUAAUAUUUAUUGUAUACUUUAAAAAUGCUUUCAUACGCAUCUCUCUGGUUCACCUCGCGUGCUGCUGUCUAAUGGUGUGAACGUUGUUUAUUUAUUCCUAAAAUGACCAGUCAUCAAUAAAACCUGAAAUGCUUUCAUAC